AUGGCCACCGCAGACGAAUUGGCUCCGUCUCACAGGUCACAUAAACCAAGAAAAUCAGGUCCUUCUUACAUGAAAAAGAAUCCAAAAACCGAUAACAAGAUGGUGAAGCAGCAAAACCCUAAGGCGUUUGGUGUUAACUCUGCUAUGAAGGCGAAGCGUAAUCAAGCUCGCUCUAUGGAGAAGGAGCAGCGACGAAUUCAUCUUCCUACGAUAGAUCGUACUUACGGAGAAUCUCCUCCUUACGUAGUGGUGGUUCAAGGCCCACCAGCGGUUGGAAAAUCCCUAGUGAUCAAGUCCCUUGUGAAGCACGUCACGCACCAGAACCUACCCGAGGUUAGAGGACCUAUCACCAUUGUAACAGGUAAGGAUAAAAGAAUACAGAUCGUGGAGUGCCCUAAUGAUAUCAACGCGAUGGUGGAUUUAGCCAAAGUCGCUGAUCUAGCUUUACUUGUCAUAGACGGAAGCUAUGGUUUUGAGUUGGAGACUUUUGAGUUUCUAAAUAUUAUGCAAGUUCAUGGCUUUCCUAAAGUUAUGGGAGUGCUCACUCACCUUGACGAGUUAAAGGAUGUGAAGAAGCUGAGGCAAACAAAGCAGCGUCUCACGCGUCGGUUUUGCACAGAGACAUACAAUGGAGCUACUCUGGUUUAUCUACAUGGUCUCAUUCAUGGCAAGUACUAUUCGCAGCGUGAGACUCUCAACCUCUUCCGGUUUAUCACGAAAUCUAUCAAGAUUCCUCCUUUGACAUGGCGAGCAACGCAUCCGUAUCUGUUGUCUGAUCGUUUGGAAGAUGUUACGCCUCCGGAGAGAGUUGAGAUGGAUAAGAAAUGCGAUAGGAACAUCACGUUGUACGGUUACUUGCGUGGAUGUAACUUGAAACGAGGCAUGAAGGUUCAUAUAGCUGGAGUUGGUGACUACAGUUUAGCUGGUGUGAGUGUUUUGCCUGAUCCUUGUCCUUUACCAUCAGGUUUAGGUGGCAAGAAGAAGGGGCUGAGGGAAAAAGACAAGCUUUUCUAUGCUCCCAUGUCAGGGAUUGGAGAUCUUGUGUAUGACAAAGAUGCGGUUUACAUCGACAUUAAUGAUCACCUAGCUCAGUACUCUAAAACUGAUGAUGGAAAAAGCAGAGGAGAUGUUGGUGUAGAUUUGGUAAAGUCGUUGCAGAACACAAAACAUUGUGUCGAUGAGAAAUUGGAAAAGAGUUUUGUUGAUUUGUUUGGCAGGAAGACUAGUACUGCAAGUUCAGAAAGGGGUUAUCAAAUAGAUGAUAACACAUCAAAAUGGAAACAAGGGUUGAAGAAGGAUAUUAGAAAGAAGAAGCUAAACUUGGAGCAAAUUGUGUAUGGAGCAUCAGCUACUUCCUUGAUAAAUGAAGACCAUGAAAGUAGUGAUGAUGAUGAUGAAGACUUCUUUAAACCAAAAGGAGAAGAAAGCAAGAAAUUAGGUAGUGGAUUGGAUGUGUGUAAUGCCAACUCAGAGUAUUCUUCCAAGUUUGUGGGCUCUGGAAUUCUGAAGAACUGGAAAGAGAAACAAGUCUGUGAGAGCAUUCGUGAUCGAUUUACCACUGGUGAUUGGUCAAAAGCUGGUCUGAGAAAUCAGAAUGAUGAACUUUAUGGUGAUUUUGAGGAUCUUGAGACAGGAGAAAACCAUAGCAGCCAUCACAAUACAGAGCCGGGUGCUGAAGAAGUCGAGCGUGGGCUAAAAAAGCUGGCUCUAAGAGCAAAGUUUGAUGAAGAAACCAAUAACGAUGACAAUGGGAACAACCCUCGUAAUAGCCAGGCCAAGGAACCAGCUGGAUACUUUGAAAAAUUGAAGGAGGAGCUUGAGAUUAGAAAACAGAUGAACUUGUUAGCACUCAAUGAACUUGACGAGGAUACUCGGAUUGAGGUAGAAGGAUUCAGGACUGGAACAUACUUGCGGCUGGAGAUUCACAAUGUUCCUUAUGAGAUGGUUGAGUUCUUUGAUCCUUGUCAUCCAGUUCUUGUUGGAGGUAUUGGUUUCGGCGAGGACAAUGCUGGAUACAUGCAGGCCCGGUUAAAGAAACAUAGGUGGCACAAGAAAGUACUUAAGACGAGAGAUCCCCUUGUUGUGUCUAUCGGAUGGAGACGCUAUCAGACGCUUCCUGUAUACGCCACUGAAGAUCCCAACGGCAAACAACGAAUGCUCAAGUAUACUCCACAACACAUGCAUUGCCUUGCUAUGCUCUGGGGUCCUCUUGUCCCACCCAAAACCGGCUUUGUCGCUUUCCAGAACCUGUCAAACAAUCAGGCAGGAAUUAGGAUAGCAGCGACUGGUGUGGUUCUCGAGUUUAAUUACCAAACUCGUAUUGACAAGAAAAUCAAGCUGGUCGGACACCCUUGCAAGAUCAAGAAAAAGACUGCAUUUAUCAGAGACAUGUUCACUUCUGACCUUGAAAUAGCUCGGUAUGAAGGUUCAGCUGUCCAGACAGUUAGUGGCAUCAGAGGACAAUUGAAAAAGGUGCAAAAAAACAUGCUUGAUAACCAGGUCCAAGAAGGAGGGAUUGCGAGGUGUACCUUUGAAGAUCAAAUAAAAAUGAGCGACAUCGUCUUCUUAAAGGCUUGGACCAAAGUGGAAGUUCCACAGUUUUACAAUCCUCUAACCACGGCAUUGCAACCCCGGGAUAAGACCUGGCAAGGGAUGAAAACACUUGGCCAGCUUCGUAGAGAGCAAAACAUUCCUGUUCCUUUGAACAAGGAUUCACUUUACAAGCCAAUCGAAAGGAAGUGUAAGAAGUUUAAUCCUUUGGUGGUGCCAAGGAGCCUACAAGCAGCUCUACCGUUUGAAUCCAAACCCAAAGACAUACCAGUGAGGAAAAGACCGUCACUAGAGGCUAAAAGAGCUGUUGUGAUGGAACCGAAAGAACGAAAAGCUCUUGCUAUCCUCCAGCAUUUUCGCCUGAUGAAUAAAGACAAGAUGAAGAAAAGAAAAGUAAAGGAGCAGCUGAAGAAGAUGCUGUAUGAGGCAGAGAAAACUAAGAAUGAGGAAAUGUCUAAGAAACGGAAGAGAGAGGAGAUCCAUGAGAGGUACCGUACUGAGAAUCAACAGAAAAAGAAGAUGAGAAGAAGCCGAGACUAG
Eutrema salsugineum is the source of this 3090-nucleotide messenger RNA. Its product is annotated as ribosome biogenesis protein BMS1 homolog. Gene Ontology annotation, biological process: ribosome biogenesis; endonucleolytic cleavage of tricistronic rRNA transcript (SSU-rRNA, 5.8S rRNA, LSU-rRNA); maturation of SSU-rRNA from tricistronic rRNA transcript (SSU-rRNA, 5.8S rRNA, LSU-rRNA). Bases 1 to 3090 code for a protein of 1029 amino acids. The transcript is spliced from 5 exons. Gene Ontology annotation, molecular function: GTPase activity; U3 snoRNA binding; GTP binding. NCBI's taxonomy places the organism in Eukaryota, Viridiplantae, Streptophyta, Magnoliopsida, Brassicales, Brassicaceae. The record is from RefSeq and is a predicted model, not a curated record. Gene Ontology annotation, cellular component: 90S preribosome; nucleus.